AAACCAUACACCUCUUUUCUUGAGCAUAUAGGUGUCAAGACAGUUUUCCCUUUGAUUGUAGCAAUGGCUGAAACACUGUCGGAAGAACAAGUAGCAGAGUUCCGGGAAACUUUUUGCCUGAUUGAUAAAGACUCUGAUGGCUGCAUUACUUUGGAGGAACUGGCACAAAUGAUUCAAUCUUUAGGUGAAAAUCCGACACAAGAAGAGGUUCGAGACAUGAUCAGUGAGGUUGAUACUGAUGGAGAUGGCACCAUUGAUUUUGACGAGUUCUUGAAUAUUAUGACCAGAAAAAUGAAGGAAAAUGUUGCUGAUGAGCUAAAAGAAGCUUUCAAAGUGUUUGACAGAGAUCAGGAUGGCUUCAUAUCAUCAACUGAGUUGAGACAAGUGAUGAUAAAUCUGGGGGAGAGAUUGACAGCAGAAGAAGCAGAACAGAUGAUCAGAGAAGCUGAUUUAGACGGUGAUGGACUGGUGAGCUAUGAGGAAUUUGCCAAGAUGAUGAUGGCCUUCUGAUCAUAAUCAGUUAGGUUGCAGAAAAUCAAGAACUGUGUAUCAAAGUUUGCCCUGUUUCGAUGACCUGAUUUUUCCUUGAAAUCAAAUAACAUUUCAGUAAUGACCGAUUAGAAAAAUGUAUGUAUGCUUGACGCAAUGUAGGAAAAUUGUUAAAUGAAAGAAAAUAAUGGGUCAUGUAUAGCAAUUGAGUUCUUUUUUCAUUUUUUCUCAAUCCCCUGCUUCAAUUUCAACUUCAAAUUAAUAAAACAAUUUGAAUAAG
Messenger RNA from Rubroshorea leprosula, 769 nucleotides. The record is from the annotation of a GenBank genome assembly. Lineage: Eukaryota; Viridiplantae; Streptophyta; Magnoliopsida; Malvales; Dipterocarpaceae.